This is a messenger RNA of Saccostrea echinata, 3535 nucleotides long. RefSeq lists its product as uncharacterized. Gene Ontology annotation, biological process: protein ubiquitination. The coding region runs from base 39 to 3341 and encodes 1100 amino acids. The record is from RefSeq and is a predicted model, not a curated record. Gene Ontology annotation, cellular component: cytoplasm. The transcript is spliced from 21 exons. Gene Ontology annotation, molecular function: metal ion binding; ubiquitin-protein transferase activity. NCBI's taxonomy places the organism in Eukaryota, Metazoa, Mollusca, Bivalvia, Ostreida, Ostreidae.
AUCUGUUGAAAGAAGGUGGAUCAAAAGUAUUUCCAGAUAUGGAGGCAUUGAUAGAGCAGUUGAAGAGCGUGAAUGAGAAAAUGGAUAUAGUACAAAAAGAAAACAUGUUCAUCACUAAGAGACUAAAUAGAGAGGAAGAGUUGAGGAAAACAUCUGAAAUCGAUGACAAUAAAUUAGACAAGCUUUUAGCACAGGUGCUGGAAUUGUCCGAGACAGAUUCCAGACAGAACAAAGAAAUCUCGGAGUUAAUCACAGAAAUUCUGACAACGAACGAAAAAAUCUCCGAACUGAACCAGGCUAUUGCUCAAGUCAAGGAUAUAGGUACAAUGCAAGCUUUAGGGAAUUCUGAAGUUCAUCAACAUACCACUGGAGUUGAUGACCAACAGAGAGAAGAAAGCAGAACUGAAGUUGAUGUAAAUCAAUCUGAUGAUUUAAGUAAAGUAGUACAUGAUGAACAACCAACAGCAUUACCUGGAGUUGGAGAUAUAUCAAGAAAACUUUCUUUAGAAGUAUUAGAAGAUAAAACCGAUGAAGAAUUGAAUACAAGUGAUGAAAAGACUGAUGAUCUUGACGUCAGAGGAACCGUUGAUGAACAUGAUUCUGCUGAAGAAUCGAAAUCUGAAGCUUCGAUAGUGGAAACCUGCCAUUCUGAACAAAAUGGACCAGUGGAGACUAUGCAGGCAAAAGCUGAAAACGAACACAGUUUGUCAAGAAGUAAUGUUGAGCAUACUUCCGUCGUAUUUGAAGAUGAGAAGCAUAUAUCUGAAUCGCCGAAGCCUUCAGCGGAGGAUAAUAACAAAGAAUCUGAACAACAUAUCAAAGAAAAUGGUACUUCGUUUCAAAGAUCAGCUGCCAUGGAGGAGAUGCUGACCAAAACGGAGACGACACGGAAACUGAAAAGGAGGCAAACACGGCCUGACUUUGACAACAGACUUGUUGUCAUGACCGAGGAAUCGCAGAAUGUGGUAACUGAGGAAUCGCAAAAUGUUGAACAAAAGUUAGACAGGAAGACAGGGUCUCCUUCUUUAGAAGACUUUAAGAUGUCCUUGGUAAAGGCAAGACGAGUUGACACAGACCACUGGUUGGAAGAGGCAAGAUUAGCAGGAAGGAAACAUGCUGACUCAAUACAUCAACAUGGGAGUGGAUUUGAUACUGUAUUCAUUCUGGAUACAUCUGCCAGCAUGGAGGGUGAUGGUAUUAAACAACUUAAAGGCGCAGUUAGGGACAUAUUAAAUGAAUACCAAAGAUUUCCUGCAUUAGAUCAAAAUGUGGCUGUUAUCACAUUUGGAAAAGAAAAUAAAUUUCGUUGCUAUUAUUCUAACCGCUACUACGAGAUCAAGCAAUCUGUUGACGAAUUAACUUGUGGUGGUUCGUCUCCAAUGGGAGCAGGUCUCUUGCUUUCAUUAGGCGCACGAGUUGGAAUUAGCAAAGUUGGGAAGUGGCACAUUAGGCCAAAUAUUAUUCUCAUUUCGGAUGGCAGGGCGACAGAUGAACAUUACCCUGACGGUCCAGAGGACCCAGAUAUAUACGAUAGAAGAAGAACACUUUUAGAAUUAACGAAUAUUGUUGAGCACCUUGCGCAUAGAGAGCUUUCAAUUAAAUGUGUACCUGUUGGGGACCCAGAUAUGUCUGUAUUUGAAAUGAUAUCUGGGCUUUCGAUUGGAGGAAAAAUCGUCCAUCUGCAUGAGGCCAGAAAGCUUGGGAGGUUUCCACACAACGUUAGAAUUGCUGGAAGGUUGCAGGAUGCCUUAAGGAACCCCAAAGAGAUGGACAAACCGACAUUUGAAGCAAUUUUACCUAAUAUAGUGACGACACCAACAGAAUUCACUCAAGAUGACAUGGAUGAUAUAUAUGAGAUGGUUACUGGAUCUUCAGAAGAAUUUAAGCCAGUAAUCGAUAAAGAAGAAGAAGAAAAAGAUGAUGAAUGUCAAGAGAGGGACUCCAACAUGCCUCACAUCGGCACCAGAGUACGGCGUGGUCCGGACUGGAUAUGGAAUGAACAGGAUAGUCGUCGUCCAGGCACAGUGACAGGGCACCCUAAAGAUGCUGGUUGGAUUUCCGUGGAAUGGGAUACAGGAGGGAAUUAUAGGUACAGAUACGGUGCUGAUGGAUGUUAUGAUGUCGUGGUGUGUGAUGACCCUCGGGUACUGCAUGAUGAGAUGAUAGCGGUGGGCUGCUUGGUAUCUAGAGGAAUUGACUGGGAAUGGGGAGACCAAGAUGGAGGCCCGGGCUGUGUAGGAUCUGUUUAUCGUGUCAAUGACAGUGCAAUUAUUCACGUACGUUGGCCAAAUGGUAACAAAAGUAAUUAUCGUUUUGGAUUUGACGGAAAAUUUGAUGUUCAACUUUGUGAUCCAUUCUCUUCGGAAGUGAAAGAAGCUUUAAAACGUCAGAAUAUGAUGUCUUCCGCAAGUAGUCAAAUGAUGAACCCACCUACACCGUCCAAAGCGACAACAAAUAUAGACCCGAAAAAAGGCAAAGAUAUAGAAAAGCAACAUGAAGCUGAAGAAGAUAAAAUGUCCCCUGAAGACUUGAAACAUGCUAGUACUUCUUUUAACAUUAUGGAUAUGGCACCCCCAGUAAAACAUUCCGUUUGGUCGGAUUUUGAUUUUCCUGCUGAUAUCUCCAACAGUCCUUCAAAUAUGAGAAACAGACAAAAACCUGCUGCCAGGGUAACCACCACAAAAGUCAGAAACUCUAACAAUCAAGGGGGAAAAGAAAAGUCAAAUGAUCAACAGCAAUCACAUUCGCACGAUAGAUCACUGAAAAAUAGUAGUGAUUCAAAGGAUGUUCAAAAUGCAGGUCCAUCAAUGGAAGGUGCUUGGCAAAUAGAAUACAAAGAAAGUGCUCAUGCAGAACCAGAUGUUCAAACUGUAGACACUGUUAAUAAUCAGUUUGUUAAAAAUCAGUCUGCAGUGUCAAGUAAUUCAGUCUCUCUAUACAAUCAUGCACCUGCAGAAUACGAGAAAAGCACAAAUCAAGUAAAACCUACCGACACUAUCGAUGAAAAUAAACCAAGCUCAAUAUCUCCUUCAAAACGUUUGGAAGAUCAACACACAGGAGAGCAACAGAGGAGUAAUAGAAAUAGCUAUUCAAGCGUUCCGGAUGAAGUCUCUGACACAACGUGCUGGGAGUGGAAAGAUGCAUUUGGACAGUGGAAUAUGUAUCCCGAGGAAGUACAAGAUAAAUUGCGGAAAAACAUCCUGAAAAAUCCGAAAUCAACAGUGCUAAUAUCUCUAGACAAUUCACAUUUCAGAGUUGUACUAUCUAAGGGAAAACAUAUUAACACAGAAACCAGGGAAACUUCAGAAAUAAGAAAAUUUGAUCCUUAUCAAGUGAAAUGACAAAGGAAAACCAGGAUAUUUGACAAAAUGAAAUUUCCCCCCUGCCAGUUGUUCAAAGUAAAAUUAACUGAUCAUAAAUCUAAUUUGAUUGUAACAUUUACAGUGACUUACUGAUAUUUAAUUAUGAACGUAUUAAGUUUAGGUAAUUUAUUCUCGCAUUUCAGCUUUGAAUUUGACCAGAGCUAGGAAUAAAU